This is a messenger RNA of Prunus mume (Japanese apricot), 1362 nucleotides long. RefSeq names its product bark storage protein A-like. The record is from RefSeq and is a predicted model, not a curated record. Gene Ontology annotation, molecular function: catalytic activity. Gene Ontology annotation, biological process: nucleoside metabolic process. Lineage: Eukaryota; Viridiplantae; Streptophyta; Magnoliopsida; Rosales; Rosaceae.
ACUGGCAAGAAUACAGGUUUUGCAUCCGUCCUUGUCUUUGUCGUACGCCACAUAUUCAAGAGACCCAACUUUGUCUCCAUCUUCAAGCAAAACAACGCUUGUACUUCAUACGUUGACCAUAGAAAGUCUGUGGAUCAAACAUCUUCAGUGGCCAGUAGUUCUCAUCACCAGCUUCCUUGUUGUGCAGCAAUUUCGUUUAGUUCAUCGCAACCAUGGCUGCAAAACGAUUUGCAGCAUGUUUUCUUAGGCUGGUUUUGAUCUCCCUACUCGUUGCUUAUUCAUUUUCUUUACCACUAAACUGGAGAUCUUUGAAUUUAAUCAAAAAAGUAAACCGCAAAGGACCAUACAUUGGCCUUAUCACAGUGUUUCCACCAGAAGAGACUGCCUUUUUUCAGAUUGGGGCGUUUAAGCCUAAUCAAAAGCAUCCUUCUGUGGAUCUCUCAGGGCGGCGAUUCCUGGUGGGAAAGAUCCAUGACAAGAAAGUAGUCUAUGUAAGAUGUGGAGUUGGGAUGGUGAAUGCUGCUGCAGCAACACAGCAAAUGCUGGAUCUAUUUGAUAUUCUGGGAAUUGUCCAUUUUGGAAUUGCUGGCAAUGCCAACAGUUCCUUGUCUAUUGGUGAUGUUACCAUUCCCCAACAGUUUGCUCACACUGGCAUUUGGGAUUGGCUGAACCCAAAUCGAUCCUUGAAUUACGAUCAAGUCGCAAACUUGGACUUUAAAAGAUACAAUGUACCAAGAGGAGAUAAUCUGUUGGGACACAUUGUAUUUAGUUAUGAACAAUUUUUUGCUGAGUAUGGGAAGGCCAACACUGCUCGGCCGCUGUUUUGGGCAAAUACUACUCGGCAGUGGCUUCAGGUUGCUGCCAACAUGAAGGGGAUCAAACUGAACCAAUGUUUGAAUUCAAGUGUGUGUCUGCCACAGAAGCCGCAGUUAGUUGUUGGUCUUAGGGGCUCGACAGCCAAUAUUUUUGUGGACAAUGCAGCUUACAGGGACUUCCUCUUUCAAACUUUUCAAGUUUCAUCCGUGGACAUGGAAAGUUCAGCUGUGGUAAUGACAAGCUUGUCAAAUGGCUUCCCGGUAAUUGUCAUUCGAGGGCUAUCUGAUCUUGCAGGAGGACAAGCAGGACAUAACUCAAUUGACAUCUUUGGGUCUCUUGCGGCUAUAAACGCUUGCAAAGUUGUUGUACAAUUUAUCAAGCAACUGCAUCUUGAUACCAGGGAACCUGGCUUCCCAAGAUCUAUACACCCCUAAAGCUGAAGAAAAAUAUAAUUGCAUGUGGUGAGAUGUAAGUACUUGUAAGGAGAAAGAACCAUCUUUUGUUAUUUCAAAUGAUUAUAGCAUAAUACAAAAAUAAUGGGUACAU